CCGUCCUGUGCGCUGCGCUGCGUUGCGUCACACAUCCCUCCAGCCAGCCCGCCCACCGGGGGCCUAAUGGAAGCCAUAUUGAGGAACAUCCAGCCCACCUCGUCCACUCACUCACGGCUGCGGAGGAAGAAUGGCUGAACUCAAGUACAUGUGUGGUUUUGGGAAUGAAUUCUCCUCCGAAGACCCCCGCUGCCCCGGUUCUCUACCUGAAGGGCAGAAUAAUCCUCAGGCGUGCCCGUACGGACUCUACGCCGAGCAGCUCUCUGGCUCCGCCUUCACCUGCCCGCGGCCGGCCAAUAAGAGAAGCUGGUUGUAUCGCAUCCUCCCGUCGGUCAAGCAUAAACCUUUUAGUGCUGCGCCUUGUGGGAACCUGACGGAGAACUGGAAUGAGGUGGAGCCUGACCCCAACCAGCUGCGAUGGCGGCCAUUCUCCAUCCCCAAAUCUACGGAGAAGAGAGUGGACUUUGUGGCGGGUCUGCACACCCUCUGCGGAGCCGGGGAUGCGAAAUCCCGCAACGGCAUCGGCAUCCACGUGUACACGUGCAACACCCCCAUGCUGAACAAAUGCUUCAACAACUCCGAUGGAGACUUCUUGAUCGUCCCUCAGCAGGGGGAGCUCCUGAUCACCACAGAGUUCGGCAAGAUGAUGGUGGAGCCCAAUGAAAUAUGUGUCCUUCAGCAAGGGAUGCGCUUCAGCGUAGACGUCUUUGGAGAAACGAGGGGUUACGUCCUGGAGGUGUAUGGAGCACAUUUUGAGCUACCUGACCUGGGACCCAUAGGAGCCAACGGUCUGGCCAACCCGAGAGACUUCCUGUGCCCCGUGGCGUGGUACGAGGACCGUGAGGUGUCCGCCGGUUACACCGUCAUCAAUAAGUACCAGGGAAGGCUCUUCGCUUGCCAACAGGACUUCUCCCCCUUCAAUGUGGUGGCAUGGCAUGGCAACUACACGCCAUACAAAUACAAUCUUAACAACUUCAUGGUCAUCAACUGUGUGGCCUUUGACCACGCCGAUCCCUCCAUCUUUACCGUGCUGACGGCCAAAUCCACAAGACCAGGCGUGGCCAUUGCUGACUUUGUCAUCUUCCCCCCGCGGUGGGGCGUGGCUGACCACACCUUCCGGCCACCAUAUUAUCACCGCAACUGCAUGAGUGAAUUCAUGGGCCUUAUUAAGGGCCACUAUGAAGCUAAAGAAGAGGGUUUCCAGCCGGGAGGGGGCAGUCUCCACAGCAUGAUGACCCCACACGGCCCUGAUGCUGACUGUUUCGAGAAGAACAGCACUGCUCAGCUCAAACCUGAGAGGGUGGCUGAAGGAACGAUGGCGUUCAUGUUUGAGUCCUCUUUCAGUAUGGCUGUGACCAAGUGGGGUCUGGAGACGUGCCAGAAGCUUGACAAGAGCUACUACCAGUGCUGGGAGCAUCUACGCAGCCACUUUGAUCCCAACUGGAAGCCCAGCAAACACUAGAAGAAAGCCACUGUAGUAGCUAUAAGAAAAGUCACAAAUGUGUUGCCCCCUUUAAACCUAUGCGUCACGCAACAUGCAUUCUGCAAUUUCUAUCAAAUGUGCUAAAAUCAACAUAAUGAUACAGGCUUGAGUUUUAGCCCAUAAUUGCCACUUGGAGCUGGCAGGAAAAGGUUACGAGUAGUUGCACAUCCCUUUAACACCUCAAGAACGUUCGCAGUGAGUUGUCGUGUUUCUUGAAUGCAUUAGACAUUACUGUUCAUAAUGUGUACACAAUUAAACAUUUUGUGAUUCCCACCUAUUUUUCUGAGCAUAUACCGCCACAAUGAAUUUGACAGCAUAGGUUUAUUUUGUUAAUUACACGCACCGACACGAGAGAACACACACAGGUCGUCUUGGAGCUCACGACGACAACCUGAACUUGCGUUCCAGAGUUCCAUCUCGAAUACGCUGCUCUCUCCUGUCCUGUAAAUAAACAACCAACAGGUGAUGAGGUUCUACCUGCAUUACAGUUGACAAAUCCUCAUAUUUCGACACAAGCAUAUCGAUGUCGCAUUUCCAUUACAAUACAUUGAUGAGACAAUAGCCACCGCAGGAAGUACGAAAAAAACAGGGAACUGCUGAUGUGAGUCUAUGUUGUCUUAUUUAUGUCUAAUGUCUUAUUUCCUCUGAUUAUGUCUACUAUUUUGGGUAAUAAAAAUGUAAAGGUGACUAUAAAACCAUAUUGACAAGA
Molecule: messenger RNA, 2192 nt
Organism: Dunckerocampus dactyliophorus (ringed pipefish)
Lineage: Eukaryota; Metazoa; Chordata; Actinopteri; Syngnathiformes; Syngnathidae
Gene: hgd
Product: homogentisate 1,2-dioxygenase
Exons: 15
Coding region: 131-1462 (443 amino acids)
Biological process (GO): L-phenylalanine catabolic process
Cellular component (GO): cytoplasm
Molecular function (GO): homogentisate 1,2-dioxygenase activity
Source: RefSeq, a predicted model, not a curated record